Messenger RNA from Colossoma macropomum (tambaqui), 4307 nucleotides. It is a transcript of the gene fuz, whose product is annotated as fuzzy planar cell polarity protein. The coding region runs from base 291 to 1592 and encodes 433 amino acids. NCBI's taxonomy places the organism in Eukaryota, Metazoa, Chordata, Actinopteri, Characiformes, Serrasalmidae. Gene Ontology annotation, biological process: non-motile cilium assembly; vesicle-mediated transport. The record is from RefSeq and is a predicted model, not a curated record. The transcript has 2 exons.
AUCAUGCUCUCUUCUCUUCUAUCGAUUUUUCAUUAAACUUUUCAGUUUCGACUCUGAGCAGUUCAAGAAUCAGCCAAACCUGAAUCUAAUGUAACGUUAAUCUGAGCUGAUGCUUCUACUAUCGAGUUACAGCAAAAAACAUAACCUUACGUGUGUGACUUCUGUUGGGCGGUUGAGCAGAUGGGCAGUAUGUUGCUAUGGUGACACGGCUGUAAACACAGAGUGUGACGUACAUCGCUAUCCUUGACCAAUGUUUGGAGCCCCAUCCCCACGCCCACUUAAGUCUCAGGAUGCUUCAAGCCGAGACCGUCCAGCUCCUGUGCCUUACCGCAGCCAGCGGGGUCCCCCUCUUUUCCCGUGGCUCCUCUAAGCAGCUCCCCUUCUCUGUCAUCGGCUCCCUGAAUGGGGUCCACAUGUUCGGGGCCGGGCAGGGUGCCCUGCUGUCCAGCUGCGAGACGGAACAAGGCAGCCGGGUGGUCUGGAGGGUCUUUCAGGACAGCCUCAUGCUCAUAGCUGUGAGUGGCAGCGGCAACAAUGCAGUUAGCGAGCUGCAUCUGCGCCGCCUGCUGGAGAAUACGUGGAACUGCAUGGUGCUGGUGCUGGGCCAGGACGAGCUGGCUAACAUGCGCAACGUGGAGCGGCUAAAAAGAGAGCUGCGUUCUUGCUACCGCUUAAUUGACAGGCUUCUGGAGCGCGGGGGUGAGGACCAGGGCUUUAUGGGUGAUUUGACACAUUGCGCUGACUGCCUGCUGCCUUCUCAGCCUGCGAUACUGCAGCAGGCGCUGGACUCCUUCACCCAGGCUGCCAACAGCGAAUUUGGCUGCUUGCUUAUCCAAGGACGAGUUGCACUGGCUACCGAAAAGUGGUGGCGCCUCGCUCCUCAAGAGGUCGUUCUCCUGUCCGUCCUUGUAAAUUUGCUCUCAGGGGUCACGUCCUGUGACUACCCAGUCUUUCUGCCCCAAGGCAGCCCCACGGUGGCUCACAGGCUGCUCUGUUUCCAGCUGCUCCCCAGUGCAGUUGUAUGCGUGCUGUGCGGCCCCAGCCCCUCCCUGCAUCGUGUGGAGAGUGAGCUGGUGGGCUGUUUUUGGUCCCCCGUGGUGGAAACCCUCCGUGGCUGCCUGGAGCAGGCCGAGCGCUCCCCCCUGCCUCCCUCCGUCAGCCUCCGCUGGGACGUCCAAGCCCUGCUGCUCAUCAAUCGUGAAACGCGCCGCUCUGUGGUGGCCUGCCCACGUGCUCGCAGCCACACCUCCUCAGAGGCCCCACCCCUUUUUUCUCCAGCUCGCCGCUGGGAGUUGUUGCGCCACCUCUACACGUUUGCAGUGACUCGCUAUUUUACCUCAGAAGAGGCACCUACCUCGCCGGACUCGUCUACAUCUACAACUGCCCAUGAGUCGCUCCAUGAGGAAUUUUCUGGAGGUUUCACCCACCAGCCUGUGCAGUGUUACCUUGUGACGGACGAGUGCAAGUGUUAUGGCCUGCAGACGCCUCAGCAUCAGCUCUACCUCCUCACAGAUCUCUCUGUGCCCACCUUCGCCUUACGCUCCGUCGCCACACACACUCUCAACGCCGUCACUGCCACAACUGGAUUCUAGGGCGCAGACAGCUUGUGAGUGGUCAGUGUAAUUAUUCGGUUAGGUUCAGGCUUAUUUUGGAUAAUAGGUUUUUUUCAAGAAACAUACACAGUUUGCACCUUGUCCACUAGAGCUGCACAGUAUUUGUUAAUUGUUAUCGUAAUGCUAGCCUUUGCCAAACUGACGGCUGCAAUAUGCAAAUGAGCUUUCUGACCAGUCACAGCUCCAGAUGAGUUUCUUUGGGUGUUCAGAUGAAUCAAGCUAUUCAUGAAAUUCAACAUAAAUUAGUUUUGCUUCUCUUUAUUCAUGUCACAUUAUUGAAUCACCGUUGCAUUUUUAAUAUAAUGCAAGUCAUAUUGCCAUUGCAAUGUGAAGACGCAGUUAACAACAUCAUUGCAAUACAAGUACUUGUGCAGCCCUAAUGUGUGCUAUAGAUUGUUCAUUAAUAAAUAAAGUCCAUGAAAUGUGAAAGAAAUGUCAAAAUCCUACUGACUGUAAUGCAAAAGUUACUGUAUGGUGUGUUAAAGGUUUUUGUGUAAAACAUAGACUCUGACCAAAUGUUCUUCAUAUAUUGACCACUGUGUUGCACCACGCAUUGUUUGACCUCUUUCAAAGACUCUUGCGGAUCCGCAAGAGAUGUAAAGGGGAAUUCCGUUGAUUUUUUUUCUGCAUAAUUCAGUGGUUGAGAUGUGAGCAGAGUCAUUCAGAUUGGUUCUAUGUGAAAUGGUUACUUGUAGAGAAACUAACUCAGAGUCACAAUUGUUCACAGUGGUGGUGAUAGGAACCAGACAUGUGAAGAGUUUAAUGCCUCUAAAAGCUCCCUCACAGAAAGCUAUUUUAUGGAAUUGUUUUGAAGACUGUUACAAAUUAGAUUUCUAUGUCUACAGAACAUACAUAGCCAUUUUAUUUACUAUCUAAAAUGACCAGUGAAUCUAAGUUUGUAUAUGCAUUGUAACCUCCUGCCAUGAAUGGAUUUUUAAAAAUAUGUUUUAGGUCGAAUGUUUAUCUCGAAUGUUUACUUUCGUAACUGUCUCAGGCAUCAGGGAGACUUUAGAGGCAUUAAACCUCUCAGACGUCUGGUUCCUAUCCCCACCACUGUGAACAGUUCUGACUCAGUAAGUUUCUCUAGAAAUGGAGAAUUUCACAUAAAACCACUCUGAAUUACUUUGUUCACAUCUUAACCAUUUAAUUACACAGAACUUUUUGAAAAAAAUUGGUGCAGUUUUCUCUAAAUAUCUGAGUAGAGGUUGAUCACUGGAAAUGCUUAACAGCUGCUCCUAGCACUUAAAUGAUUCAGCGUUUUCUGCCUUAAAUCUACUGAAUAGAAGUGCAGAUGGUGUACUGUAGGACUCACUGUAUGGCCUUUGAAAUAUUCUGCAUCUAUCAUGCAAAAGUGUCUUUGCAGUUUGUCCCAGAAAAGAUUUGGAAAUGUGUACAUCACUAAGUCAAAACAUUAUGACCACCUGUCUAAACAGCUCUGACCUGCUGAGGCUUGGACCUCUGAAGGUUCCCUGUGGUAUCUGGCACCAAGACGUUAGCAGCAACGUCUUUAACUCGCGUAAGUUGGGAGGCGGACCCACCACGGAUCGGACUUGUUGAUCCAGCUCAUCCCACAGAUGCUUGAUCAGAUUGAGUACUGAGGAAUGUGGAGGCCAAAUUUGUUCUUGAGAAAGUCUUAGGAAAAAGUCUACGUCAGGUUCAUGACGUGUUCAGAAUUGUUUGCACCGUUGUGCUCUUGAGUGUGUGUAGAUUCUGUUCUUACCUAAGAGCUAAUCCCUAAUAAGAAAACACUGGUGACAGAAUCUUUGUGAAAACUGCAUAAGUGGGUUUUAAGAAGAAAUUUGUUUCCUAAGAACAGCUGGUGGCCCAUGAGUGCAGUGGGUGCGUUGUCCUUCCGAAAGAGGAUGCUACCAUCGAGGAAUAUGUGAGGGGUGACAGUGUUUUGGCUAAUGGGUGUAAGUGUGUUUGAGUGUGUGUGUGUAUGUGUUGUAUCUGCUACUACAUUGUAACUGAUUAUAUUUUUAUACAUAAAUCGCCACUGUAGUGAAAACCAUCAUUGUCGUCACUGUUUGAGUCAGUCAGUCAAGAUAUGUGUGUAAUCCAACAAAGGUAAAUCAUUUUUUGGUAAAAUGAACACAAUCCUUGUCACAUUAUUGAUGCAUAUCACAAUAGCAAUAUGAAGCAAUAUGAGCACAGUACUGGUAUUUUGUCCAUAUGGUGCAGCCGUAAUGUACGCUGUAGUUUAUCUUCUGUACUUGUAUUGGUUAGCAUGAAUUGUUAUUGACAAAGUCUAUGAAAUGUGCCUGUCCUACAUAUCUUUAUGUAAAGGUUACUGUAAGUGAUUACAUUUUAUUGCUAAGUCAUCAUUUUUUGUGAAAAUCAGGUCGUCCUUUAAUCAUGAUUGAAUGGAGAAAGUUAUAUGGAUCAUUAUUGAUGAGAUUGUUUUGGUCACUUUCAAAUUUGUCAGCUUUCUCUUUAGGGUCCUUCAGAGCACUUCAGAGAACUUUCUAUGAGCAAAUUACUCUGUAUUCAUGGAAAAAGUGUCCAGUUUAUCAAUAAUAAGUAAUUAAUAAAUAAAUCACCAGCAGUAACACUUGCUGGCCAAUGACAUUGUGAUCUAACAUGGUACAAUAUUGUGUCGAAUUCCAGGGUUCAUCAAAAAAAAACAUAAGGGUUGAAUAGUAUGGCCAUACACUACACCUUUGAUGGUUCUUCAAGGGUUCUUUAGUAAAUAAA